Molecule: messenger RNA, 3162 nt
Organism: Podarcis raffonei (Aeolian wall lizard)
Lineage: Eukaryota; Metazoa; Chordata; Lepidosauria; Squamata; Lacertidae
Gene: ELK1
Product: ETS transcription factor ELK1
Exons: 6
Coding region: 82-1374 (430 amino acids)
Biological process (GO): regulation of transcription by RNA polymerase II; cell differentiation
Cellular component (GO): nucleus
Molecular function (GO): sequence-specific DNA binding; DNA-binding transcription factor activity, RNA polymerase II-specific
Source: RefSeq, a predicted model, not a curated record
GAGAGGGACCCGCGCGUCCCGCGGGGCCAGAAGCAACUUGGAGCCCGCCGGCAGCCUCGCCCGGGACGCGCCGCGCAGCCCAUGGAGCCUCCCGGGUCGGGCGCGGCGGCUGCCGCCUUGCUGACGGUCAUGGAUCCCUCCGUCACCCUGUGGCAAUUCCUCCUGCAGCUGCUGGAGCAGCAGAGCAACGGACAUCUCAUCGCAUGGACAUCCAAUGACGGAGAGUUCAAGUUAGUUGAUGCUGAGGAAGUCGCACGGCUCUGGGGGCUGCGGAAGAACAAGACCAACAUGAACUACGACAAGCUGAGUCGGGCCCUGCGCUACUACUAUGACAAGAAUAUCAUCCGUAAAGUCAGUGGGCAGAAAUUCGUCUACAAAUUUGUCUCUUACCCGGAGCUUUCAAGCAUGGAGGGAGUAAAGGAUGAGGGAGGAGCCAAAAGGCCUGAGCAGGUGCAGAGUGAAGCAAAAGGGGGCGAGGGGUCUUUUGGGGCCCCCAAAGCCCUGCGUGGAGCUGGGGGUGCCCCACGCAGCAGCCGGAAUGAGUAUAUGCGCUCUGGGCUCUACUCCACUUUCACCAUUCAGUCGCUGCAGGCUCCUUCGCCCGCUGGACGGGUCUCCCGCCAGGAGACAGAGCUCUUGCCCACAGUGCCACCCCCUGCUGCUGCCCCUGAACCACCACCCCCCUCCUUGGCCACAGUGGACAAUCCGCCUCAGCUGCACAUCAGGAUUGAGGAGCCAGAGGAGUCUCAGGAGCCCCUGCAGGUCAUAGUGGAGCCCAGCCCAUUGGAUCCUCCCCCCCUUGAUGAGAAGGUUCUGGUGAAGGUGGAAGAGAACCUUGACCUUGAUGGGGAAGCAGCUGCUCUGCUGGUCUUAAUGGAGGCUGGAGUCAAGGAGGAGACCUUGCCUUCAGAGAAGGCCUCUUUGGAGAAGGUGUCCUUGGAGGCUGAGCUGCCAGAGGAGGGGGGUGGUCUGCUGAAAGAGGAAGCUCAGUCCCCCAGACCAGCAGCCGUGUCUCUUGAGGGACAGCCCCAAAAGGGCAAGAAGCCCAAAGUCCUGGAGCUACCUUCACUGCCAACCCAGGAGAAAGUGAAUGCCACUGUGAACAGUCUCUUGGCACCUGGAGGGGCAGGGAGUACGCUGACCCCAACCACGGUCAUUUCUUCUCAUGCACUGACCCCAGUGCUGCUCACUCCGAGUUCCUUGCCACCCACCAUCCAUUUCUGGAGCACACUCAGCCCCAUCGCACCCCGCAGCCCAGCCAAGCUCUCCUUCCAGUUUCCCAGCAAUUCCAGCUCCCAAGUUCACAUCCCCUCUCUCAGCGUGGAUGGACUCUCCACCCCUGUAGUCCUCUCUCCCGGACCCCAGAAGCCAUAGCUUUUCUGCUCAGCAUCGCUGUGUCCUGUACUCCUGCCAAAGAGCUGGUUUGAGUUUCUUUCCAAGCAGUUGGGAUUACUUCUCUGGAUGGACAACUGUGUGUCUCUUCACUGGCCGGAGGAUCCCUUUGGUGAGCCAAGGACUAAUGAGCUGCUUGAAGGAUGGAAAUGGUGUAGCAAACAGAUCUCAUCCAAUUGCCUCGAAUAGGCCAGGAUGUUCCUCUGAAACUAAACGGUGUCUCCCUAACACCAAGAAGUUGUUGUGCUGCACCUACCUGCUUCUGAAAAGCUUCAUGUGACCCUCAAAUACCUCUCUGGGGGCAAAGAGGUUAUAACCUCAGUUAUUUGCCGCCCGCCGCCCCAGUUAAGGGGUUGCCCAUAUCUACCUUUAGUAUAGCAGCUUGGGCUGUCCUUCGUAUUCUCUUUCUUGCUAUUCAGUCUCAUAAUGGAGAUGAGUUGAGGUGAUGGUCCAAGUUCCAGAAGGCGACCUAUCUCCUGACAUCCUACAAGGUAAAUCAACUAUCUCAUCUCAUCAGCUCCCUCUCUCCUUGUUCAGGAGAGCCUUGGUUCAAAGGUAGAAAGGUACAGACCCUGCCAGCAAUGUUUGUUUUGGUUGUAUGCAGGGGGGCAGAAGCAGCACCAACCAUAUUUGUGUUGAUUGUGUGUUGAUUUCAACUAUGGAUGAUCAGGGUGUUGGUGUGCAAGCUAUUUUUGGGCCAAAAGAAUUUCAGCCAUGUUUGUGGCUGGAUGCAAGUAAGGAUGUCAAGGUUAACCACAUCUGUUGUGGCUGAAAGGAGAAGAGGAAGCACAGUUGGUCAUGUUUCUUCAGACUACACGAAAGAUGGUUUUGGCACAGAGUGUUCUUUAAUUGGCUUGGCAUGGCAAAGGAAAAUGCAUUGGAUGUGUUUGCUGGUCAGCACCGGAAGAGGAGGCACUGCUAGUCAUGUUCAGUUUUGCCAGAAAAGGUAGCAGUGUCAGCCAUGAUAGUUCUGGCUAAACAAUGUUGUCCAUGAGUCCUUUGGCUCAGUGAGGUGGGAGAUGUUUCUGGUGUUUCUUUUGGAUAUGUUAGACAUUCCAUUUGACAUCACAACUGCAGCUGAGGAAGCCCUGUUUUUGUUUUAUUCUACAUGCACCUCAGUACUGAUGCACCUAAAGGUCAAAGGUCACCAGUUCGUCAAUGUGGAGACCAGAGAAUGGAAGUCCCACCGACUUUACAGAAUGGUUUCCUUAAUUUAUUUGCUGACGACAAAGGUCACCACAGAAAAGACCGAGUGAGAAGUCUUAAUCCUUUCAACUUGGGAGUCGGUCUUAAUGGCUUCAUUUCUUUCUUCAGUGGAGAAAUAUCAGAUGUUGACCAUCUUCUGGGGAAGUUUAACUUGCUGACUGGUCACUAAAGAGAAAGUCCUCACAUACCUCCUCACUUACUUCCAGCUCUCAAGUCACCCUGGAAGCCGCAGUGACAAAUUCCCACCUUAGAGGGUAUCCUGGUCAUUUCCUGCAACCCAAACAAGGGGGCAGGGGAGGGGGAGGCUUUCUAUGGAAACAGUGAAAAGGAAGUUAAGCCUCUUUCUGCAGCUUCCCACUUCCUUCCAGUUACAUCAAAAGGGAAUUUGUGACUCUUUACAAAAGGGCUGUGUCUUUUCAUAAGGUGAGUUUUUAACUUGGGUCCUCAGAUCGUGAAAACUCCAUCCCUUCUGCUUUGAGGUUUUUGUGGGGAUUCCUCAGAACUAUUUGUUAAUGAAGCAGAAAAUAUGGUGUUUCAGAAAUAUCAUAUGAUUCCUAAUCAGAA